CCUGCUGCGGCCUUCACAAAAACACCUUUCGUUUAUUUUUCUUUCACAUUUCACUUCAAAACUCUCUCUCUCUCUCUCAAACAUUGAUCAACAGUAGUACGUACGAUCGAGCAAAUCGAGUUUUGCAAAUCGUUUGUUGCUGUGAAUCUGCAGAGGAAGAGUGAUUUGAAAGCGCGUCGCAUCGUGUGUGUGAACGUACGCGAGUUGUUUAAUCUGGUCGUGAAUUUUGUUGCUGUUAAUUGGUGCUGCGUUGAUGAACCGGCGUUGGGGUUUUCGCUUCGAUCGAGGAAGGAGUGUACUUUUGGUUUAGGAUUUUCAAGGAGAUGUUUAAUUUUUGUUAGAUUUUGAGACGAAAUCAUCGUUCUUUUUGAGAAAAGAGGAAAACAAUUUUCGAGAGAUUUUUAUGAAUUUGGUUUUCUAUCUUCUUUAGCUUCUGAGCUCAAGCUUCUUUGCUUUUUGCUUCCUUUUCUUUCUGCAAAGGAGCUUUGAUGCUUGCUGGUUUCAUUUUCGUUUUCAGUUGAAGUUUUGGUGUUCGGCUCGGAUUUGGUGAAAAGUUUUUCAGGUUUGUAUGGCUGCAAUGAUUUCUUUAUCAAAAGGAUAAGUAAUCGAAGUCUGCAGCAUGCAAUAAUUGACCAUGGUAGACAUUGAGAAAUCCUCUACACCUUCUGCUGAAUCCAAUCCUCGCUCCGUUGAUAAUCAGACGAAUAAAUCCAAUGAUCAGCCGACGGAAACCUCCGUGCCGGCGAAGAAGAAGCGAAAUCUUCCCGGAAUGCCAGAUCCAGAUGCGGAAGUUAUUGCCUUAUCUCCCAAAACACUACUGGCGACCAACAGAUUCGUGUGCGAAAUCUGCAACAAAGGAUUCCAACGCGACCAGAAUCUGCAACUCCACCGGCGUGGCCACAACUUGCCGUGGAAGCUCCGUCAGAGAACGAGCAAAGAAGUAAGGAAGCGCGUUUACAUCUGUCCGGAACCGACUUGCAUCCACCACGACCCUUCCAGAGCCCUCGGCGACCUCACCGGAAUUAAGAAACACUUCUGCCGGAAGCACGGCGAGAAGAAGUACAAGUGCGAGCGGUGCUCGAAGAAGUACGCCGUUCAGUCCGACUGGAAAGCGCACAUGAAGACCUGCGGCACUCGCGAGUACCGUUGCGAUUGCGGAACCUUGUUUUCCAGGAGAGAUAGUUUCAUUACGCACAGAGCCUUUUGCGAUGCCUUGGCGCAGGAGAGUGCUCGGUCUCAGCCCCCUCCGCCGCCUGAGCCUUCGCCGCCGACCGGAGGAGAUUUGAAGGUCCAGAUCGCCGCCGCAUCUCCGCCUCCUGCAACUUCCAGUCCGCCGCCGCCGCCGCUCACUCCGUCUACCAGUGUUGUCUCUCCUGCUCUCUCCGUUCAAAGCCCUGCAGCUGAACUGCCUGAAAAUCUACAGCCGCCGCCGCCGCCAGGACCUCCGGCUUCCGUCGCAGCUGCUGCUACAACCACCACCACCGCCACCGAGGCUUCUAUAGCUACUUCGACAGUAGGUACGACAGUUUCCUCCCCGGCGUCGACCGCCACAGCAUUUACAUUCAAUUCUCCAACCUCCGAUCUUCCCCAGCCGCCGCCGUCGCCUUACUCCAGCUUACUGUCUGCGAUGGCGGCGGGGCCCGACCACAGCCACCAUCCCACCGCCGUUGAUUCCAUGUCCCUCUCCUUAUCCUCCUCCCUAUACACUCCAUCCUCCCUAUUCCCCGCCACCUCGCCACGCUACGUGUCGAUACCUCCGCCGCCUCCGGCGGCAUUAUCCGCCACGGCGUUGCUCCAGAAAGCCGCUCAGAUGGGUGCAACGACGUCGUCCAGCUCCUCCUUCCUCCGCGGCCUCGGCCUGGCUUUACCCUCCGCCUCCGACCACCACCCCAACACGACGUCGCCGCCGCCUCCCACCUUCUGGAACAACGGCGCCGCCAAGUUCGAGAACAUUCCGGCGUCGUCCGGGCUGAUGAUGAGCCCGUCGGCGCUCUUCUCCGACAAGCCUACGACGCUUGAUUUUCUGGGACUAGGAAUGGGCGGCGGCGGGGAGCCCUCCUCCGUCGGAUUCUCCGCCUUCCUGAGCUCAUUCGACGGCGGCGAGUCGUGGGAGGAUUCUCCGGACCGGAAGCCGUCGGUCGUCUGAUGGAAUCGGUAAGAAAAUAGUUGCUUCCAUAGUAAAAGUAAAAAAAAAAAACUAUGGGUUAAUUUGAUAAACUACCUGGAGGGGCAUUAUUGUAAUUAUAAUGCAUGUUUGGAUUUGUUUCUAAUUUCUAUCCUUAUCCUUUAGAGAGUGUAAUAUUUCAACUUUCUGCUUCAAAUGAAUUAUCCAAUUUUCCAGUGA
Molecule: messenger RNA, 2344 nt
Organism: Andrographis paniculata
Lineage: Eukaryota; Viridiplantae; Streptophyta; Magnoliopsida; Lamiales; Acanthaceae
Product: zinc finger protein GAI-ASSOCIATED FACTOR 1-like
Exons: 4
Coding region: 635-2146 (503 amino acids)
Cellular component (GO): nucleus
Molecular function (GO): DNA-binding transcription factor activity
Source: RefSeq, a predicted model, not a curated record